Psilocybe cubensis is the source of this 945-nucleotide messenger RNA. RefSeq lists its product as uncharacterized. Bases 1 to 945 code for a protein of 314 amino acids. The transcript is spliced from 3 exons. The record is from RefSeq and is a predicted model, not a curated record. Lineage: Eukaryota; Fungi; Basidiomycota; Agaricomycetes; Agaricales; Agrocybaceae.
AUGAAUUCUUCCUUACCUAUAUCUUCCCGACGGACUGACAACUUGACGCGCACGCGGAUUUACACAUCAUCUCGCAAACGGCACAAACCACCACCUUUGACCCUCCUAGAGAGUAUAGAUGAGGAUAGUGUUUCAGGAGCGUCCGAAUACUACGUCAAUCUUGGGGCGGAGACGCCCUGUAGCACCCCACCAAAUCUGUUUGAAACCACGGAGUUCGUGGAACGGUGGGCAGCUGCUGGCAUCGCGGUUCCGAAGCUUGUCCGGAAACCGUCGUAUCGCACUGCAAAUCCCGCUGGAAGCAGGGAUCACCAGAGGUCCAAGAUCCUCAGAGACGAGGUUGAUCGUGAUUGUGGCAUAUGCUUCGAAUACGCGGUCGAGCCGUUGAGAACGUUUUGCUGUGGAAAGAUAUUCUGCAAGGAGCAUCUCGAAGACUGGUUGCAUGGACCCAAUGCGGAGGGUCGGUGUCCGAAUUGCGAGAACGCUUGUUCGCUAGAGGGCGGUACCCUGUCUCUCGCCACACCUACCCUCAUCCCAUCUUCCAUUUCACGAUCCAAACAAACAUCCAUAACGUCUCUUCCCAAAGGCAAGCAGCAGAGUAAUGCCAUUCCGCUAUGCUAUUAUUCCUCAUCUCUCCUUUCUUACCUCAACAUCAAUCCCAACGACGCUUUGAAAGCAGAUGGAAAACGACAGCCUUGCGGUGGGGAUGCAGGGUGCACGUGUCUACCCUCUCCAGUGCUGCCUGCACGCGAAUACAAGGGCGUGCCCUCGACCAAAGUCCAGGAACGCACCGCCGUCGAGAAACGUAAAACAUCUUCCCCUUCCAACGGCAAACUCGAAACCCUGGCCGCAGCCAGCACGACCCCAUAUGCUUCGUCAUGGGGAGCCAUGGGCCGGCUCAUGAGCACCGUCACGUUCCUCAUGUUCCUCUACAAACUUCUGUCAUGA